This is a messenger RNA of Passer domesticus (house sparrow), 1302 nucleotides long. It is a transcript of the gene BLOC1S5, whose product is annotated as biogenesis of lysosomal organelles complex 1 subunit 5. Gene Ontology annotation, cellular component: transport vesicle; BLOC-1 complex. Lineage: Eukaryota; Metazoa; Chordata; Aves; Passeriformes; Passeridae. The record is from RefSeq and is a predicted model, not a curated record. The coding region runs from base 81 to 623 and encodes 180 amino acids. The transcript is spliced from 5 exons.
GGCGCAGGCUCGGCGAGGGAGGCCGGGCUGGGGCCGGGGCUGCCCGGGCUGCGCUGCCCUGCGCUGCCCUGCCCAGCGCCAUGAGCGGGGCCGGCCCCGCGUCCCCCGCCCGCGGCGACAGGAGACGGGACUCUCCGGCCGCCGGGUCCCCCAUCCAGCCCAUCAUAAAGGAUGUUGGGGAAGUCUAUUCAAGACUGCUGGAUCACCGGCCAGUAAUUCAGGGAGAAAUACGUUACUUUGUUAAAGAAUUUGAAGAAAAGCGUGGUCUCCGGGAACUGCGAGUACUUGAAAAUCUUAAAAAUACAAUCUUUGAAACAAAUGAACGUGUUCUUCCCAAGUGUGAGCAGGCAAUGCAAGACAACUUGAGUGAAACCUUCAAGAGAUUGCAAGCUGCCAACGCUAUGAUCCAUAGACUCCAAGAGAGGGAGUGUGAAGCAAGAAAGCUUCAGGCAGACAAGGUGAUGGAACGUGAGGAGAAGUGCAUUGCUCACUGGGAGGAGUUCAUGAAAGAGCAGCAGAACAAACGUGCGGAGGUGGACGAAGAGCACAGAAAAGCAAUGGAGCGCCUCAAAGAGCAGUAUUCUGAGAUGGACAAGGAACUGGCCAAAUAUGCUUCUUUCUAAGACCUUUUUUAAUAAUGCUGGAUUUGUGCCAUGCUCAGUUGCUUCUGACUUAAAUUGAGAUUCUUUUGGAAAGCUGAAGCUGAUAGAAAAAAGAAUUUCCUCUACAGGCUUGGUAUGAGAAGAAAAGGUUUGCAUACUUUCAACUUAAGUGCCUAUCUAUGCUUUUUUGGUUCAAGGCAGGUGGAAUGCCAGUACUUCUUUGUUUAUUGGAAGAUGGAACUGAAAAUUGUGUGACUACAUCAAGCUCAGGGAGUUGCAAACUGGAGUUCUCUCCCAUCAGCAUAGUAUCGUAUCAUUUGGGAAAACAGGGACUAAUGUAAUAUCAGCUAUCCUGGUGUGCAGCCACAGCCCUUUCCCAAAAAGUAGGUUAAUAGAUUCCAGCCAUAGUUAUCUGAGAAUUCACUGGGAAAGCUAUAUUCUGCUUGUAGAUUUCAAGAAAAUAAACUUGUCUUUUGGAACAUUUUACUUUGAAGAUUAACAAAUGAAAGAUCUCAACAGAGUUCUAAAUCCAAUUGUAAUUCAAACUUUUGGGCUGAAUGUUCAGUAUUUUGAAGUAGAGUUGCAAUUUUUAUGGUUUUUGUUAACAUAAAAACUGUCAGGUAAGCUUGGUCAACAAUUCCCAUUUUUUCUCCCUGUAAAUGUCUCAGGCAUCUCUUUUACUGUUCUAAGCAAAGCCAAA